AUGCAGCAGCAGCAGCAGCAGCAACAGCAGCAGCAGCAGCAGCAGCAACAGAAACAGCGUAUAAGCAGCAGUAUUAACUCCCAGCAGCAGCAGCAGCUGCUGCAGCAGCAGCAGCAGAAGCUGCAACAGCAGCAGCUGCAGCAGCUGCAGCAGAAGCAGCAGCAGAAGCUGCAACAGCAGCAGCUGCAGCAGCUGCAGCAGCUGCAGCAGCAACUACAGCAACAGCAACAAAUGAGGCCCUUCCAGGUCUCUGAUCAGGGAGAGAGGAACCGGAAGGCUUUUUGA
This is a messenger RNA of Eimeria mitis, 285 nucleotides long. RefSeq lists its product as uncharacterized. The transcript has 2 exons. The record is from RefSeq and is a predicted model, not a curated record. Bases 1 to 285 code for a protein of 94 amino acids. NCBI's taxonomy places the organism in Eukaryota, Apicomplexa, Conoidasida, Eucoccidiorida, Eimeriidae.